AUGACAACUUUAAAUUUCAUUUGUUUAUUACGUUUUAUUCAAACUGAUGUACUUUCGGCCCGUCAGAACAGCGAAGGCACCUACUUCUGCCAGCCCAACAACGACCUGGGCACUGGCAGUUCCAGCUACGUUCAUUUGCGGGUCUUUCAACCGCCCCGCUUCAUUGGCCAGUUGCCGCCCGUCUUGCAGAAAAAAGCGCAAGACGCUGAUUUUAAUGUGACGUGCUCUGCCCAGGGCAAACCGAAGCCAUCCAUCACGUUGCUCAAGGACGGAGUCGAGAUGUUGCCCGGCAGCAGUUCGGACGCAUACGAAUGAAUGACGGACAAGUCUGAAGGUCGAAACGCCAUCUUUACCGUCCGUUCGACACGACGUUUUCACGGCUCUGAACGUCCGGCUUUGUCUCAAUUAACGGCCGAUGAUCGAGGUGUUUAUACUUGCGCUUUUGAAAAUCAAAUCCGUCGCAUCGAAUCCACCUUGACGUUGAAGAUCGAACACGCUCCCAUUUUGCUGGAUCAUCGGCCCAAAGUGGCUUCCAACGUCGGCUCGUCGAGUGUCUUGUUGCUGUGCCAAGUCCAGGCUUACCCGCGACCCAAUUUCGAGUGGUCCCUGCGCGACGUGCCCAUCAUCGGUGGCGACAGCAAAUACGAGAUGAACGUGACGUCGAUCACGACCAACGGCAACGACAUCUACCAGGGCAUUUUGAGAAUUAACGACGUCAAAGAGUCCGACAACGGCGAUUACACUUGCAAAAUGUGGAACGCUGAAGGCGAAAAUGCGGCCGCUGUCCGUCUGCAAGCGACCAGCGCACCGGAGAAAGCGACCAAUUUGAGAAUUGUCCAGUCGGGUUACGAUUCGCUGACGCUCGAAUGGGACGAAGGAUUCAAUGGCGGAUUUGAAAAUACUAUUUACACUGUCCUCUAUCGGGCCGUUUCUUCAAGCAGCGAUGCUGGCCAGCAACAAGAAGACGAUUGUCAGUAUGCAAAUCCUUGUGUUAUUCGAGGUCUGGAACAGCUGCAAUCGUACACGUUCCAAGUGCGGGCAGAGAACACGAAAGGCAAGAGCGCGGUGAGCAACGCCUUAACGGCGUCUACCGUCGUCGAUCUGUCCCGAAUUCCAGAGCCGAAACAGGUGACGUUCGAGCCCAAAACCAAGACGAUCUCGUUCAACGUCGACUCGCAAUUGCCUUUGAUGGCCAUGGUGGAGAGCCGCAUCGAAGGCGAUUGGGCCCUUUCGCAAAAGAUUUCCGUCCGAUCGCCCGUCAGCCGCGAAGUGCUGGACUUGGUGAAAGAUGACGUCGAUGAUGUCCGCAUUAAAUUGUGUCUCGAAAUGAACACGACGCUGUGCAGCGAGGCCGUGGUGGCCGUGACGGGUGACCUCAUUCAAGAGCCGACCAAAGCGCUGACUGAAUUGCCGGCCAAGUACAUGGUGGCCAUCAUCGUGGCAUGCGUCGUUGGGUCCCUCGUCUUCGUUUUGUUCGCCAUCUUUUAUUGCUAUCGGCGCAAACGGGCGCAAAAAUUAAAGAAGCUGCUGGAAAUGGAGAAGGCCCAUUCGGCCCGUCCGACCAUCGGCCAACAGCAACAACAACAGCAGCAACCGCCUCCGCCUUACUACGCCGGACUGGAGAAUAAAGGACGCGAUCAAAGUUUGAUGAAUACGAGUCACGGCAGUAUGCUGGACGAUGCGGCCAGCAAGAACGCCCUGUACGCUACCCAAAAUGGUUAUGGCUACGCCGUGGCCAGCGCUCAGAAUAACGGACAUGCCAACGGCGAUUGGGUCAAUAUGGCGUACACGGAACACAGUUAUUCCAAUUCGAACAAUGGCGGCUCUGUCAAUUCUCAAGACUCUUUGUGGCAGUUGAAAUUGGCUAGCCAAAAUGGCGGCGUUGGCGGAGUGAAUGGAGGCGAUCACCAAUUGGGCAAUGGAACGCUGCCGGGCAGGUCGUACCACUAUGACCCAAUGACUCACGGCGGGUACGGCGGAUUCGAAGAUUACAGUCACUACCCGCCCAGCACAGGCGAUGAUUACAUGCAGCGCAAUAAUUACGGCGUCGUGACGGCCAACGGAGAUCCUUACGCCGCUGUCCAUAAUAAUGGUAAACGCGUGGAACAUCUCGAAUCGACCUAUCACAACGUGAGCGGCUUACCCGAUCCUUACAUGGAGGCCGAGCCGGAGGAGGUGAAACAGCACCAACAACACCAACAGCAACAACAGCAAAUGGCGCCACCGCAGCACAUUUCCCUCUCGUUCGACGAAUCGCUCGAGAGUGGCUACUCGACGCCCAAUUCGCGGAAUCGCAGAGUCAUCCGCGAGAUCAUCGUCUAGAGGAAACAGAUGCUAAUAUUAUUAUUUCUUUAAAGAUUUACGAUUAUUAGAUGUUGUACAACUCACUUCGUCUCCCUCUCUCGCAUCGAUCUAAUUUAAAAUCAGAAGUGAAUGACCUGACAAUGUUUUCGCCGUGUGUGCCAAAACACCGUUCGAGGUUUUACCCUUUAACGGAGCGACGACAAUCAUCACCAUUUUCAU
This is a messenger RNA of Daphnia carinata, 2523 nucleotides long. Its product is annotated as protein turtle homolog B-like. The record is from RefSeq and is a predicted model, not a curated record. The transcript has 4 exons. Gene Ontology annotation, molecular function: protein binding. Lineage: Eukaryota; Metazoa; Arthropoda; Branchiopoda; Diplostraca; Daphniidae.